UCUGCUCUCCUCAUCUAGACCGGUACAUUCAUUUACAUUUACAUCUACAUCUACAUUUACAUAUACAUACACGUAUUAUACCCAAUUCUCAAUCAUUAGAUGAUACAUGCUAUCGACAAAUCAAUCUUCCAUUCAACAAAACGCUCAAGCCAAUAGUUCUCUAGAAAAAAUAGAAUUAACAAAAGUUACACCUUCUCUUAUCUAAACACAAGGAACACGAAAACACGAGAAAGGGAACGCCAAGAACCUCAGGACACUUUGCAUUCAACCAAACGAACUCAAUUCUUGGGUCGCCAUUCAAAAAUCGGAAAGUUCAAGUAGGUAGACGGUAGAUACGAGUUCCCCCGGUGGUAAAAGCCUCUUUUAAAUUUUAUUUUAUACUUUACGACUCUUUGUCCUCUUCGUCAAGCUGGCGUCCUCCGGUCUUUCUUCUUUGAAAUCCUCCCACCAACAUCAUCGAAAACGGUCAUCAAUACACAUAAAGACAGGAAUUGAGUCUGACGAACGAAUUUCAUCCCAUUCAUCCACCCGGGUGUUAUCACCUGUACCUGGAACUCCAAUUGGUUCAAUGUCAUUGUCGCGAAGUCCAUCUCCAAAACCUGGAGGAGGAUGGGCGAGUCCAGGUCUUUCAAGCCCUUAUGCAAACGUCAGUGGAAGUUCUAGUCCGAGUAAAAUGCAAAGAGGAGGUGGGAAUGGAAGUUCGGUGACUUGGGAAUCUGCCAGAGCAAAGAGUGAGGAAGUAAAUGGUUAUCCUUCAUUUUCGACCAAAAACAAUGGUUUUUUUAAUCGACACAUGAGAAAUAUCUCCAACAGUCUGCCGCAUUUUCACAUGGGAGAAAACACGAGUUAUGCAGAAAAAGAAAAACUUGGGCGCGGACGAUGGUUAGGAUCCUCGAAAUUGGCACGAAUAAGAAAUAGUCUCGCGAGAGUCAGUCGAAAAAUGAGGAUGCGAUUUAUGAUUGUUUUAGGGUUUGUAAUGAUGAUAGUUCUCUUCUACUCUACACGUAAGUCAAAUUUUUGGGCAGGAAGACACAAGCAAUUCUGACUUCAAGUAGCUUUACAUUACUGGUGGCGCCGAGCAGCACAUCUUGGAGGAGGUAAAAAGUUCGUUAUAAUACUGGCAGCAAAUCAAGGAGGUGGAGUUAUGGAGUGGAAAGGACCCAGGGAGUGGGCAAUCGAGCGAGAUAGUGUACGCAACAAACGAAAGUACGCAAACAAAUGGGGCUAUGAAUUGGAGAUCGUAGACAUGAGCACCAAGAAAAGAUAUGCCCACGAAUGGAGAGAGAGUUGGGAAAAGGUUGACACUAUCCGAAAUGCUCUGAGGAAAUACCCGCAAGCUGAAUGGUAAUUUCAAUUCUCAUCUGCAACGACUGAGGCUUGCAAGCUAACUGCACACAGGUUCUGGUGGCUCGACCUCAAUACUUUCAUAAUGGAACCAUCCUACUCUCUACAAUCCCACAUCUUUAACAGCUUAGCGGAAAAUACCUACCGCGAUAUCAACGAAUAUAACCCACUCCACAUAGCGCACCCUCUCCAAUCUCCCUACCUGGAUGCAAAAUCUCGCAGCACGGUCGGAGACGGCAAAGCGAGCUCCAUAAAUCUCAUAGUUCCCCAGGACUGUUCUGGUUUCAAUCUCGGUUCUUUCUUCGUUAAACGCAGCGCAUGGACCGAUCGUCUUCUAGAUGUAUGGUGGGAUCCUGUAGGUUAUGAACAAAAACACAUGGACUGGGAACACAAAGAACAAGAUGCGCUUGAAUUCUUGUAUAUCAAUCAACCUUGGAUUCGUCCACACACUGCAUUUAUCCCUCAGCGCAAGAUCAACAGUUUCCCACCCGGGGCAUGCUCAGAUAAUGGAAAUGAUACGCGCAUUCAUUAUGAUGAGCAUGAUCGGGAUUUUCUGGUAAACAUGGCGGGAUGUGAAUGGGGCCGGGACUGUUGGGGUGAGAUGUACAACUAUAGAGAAUUGAGUAAUUUCUUGAACAGGACUUGGUGGGAAAGGUUCAAGGAGGACUGGGUGAUCAAGGCAUGGCAAAAGAUUGCGCCAAAGAAGAAGUCAAAGGACUCGAAGGAAUCAAACGAAUCGAAGCAGUCAUGAUUGAACUUAUUAGACGGCAGGAUAAUCGGCGGAUGAAUGAAUAAAGUGGGGAUGAAAGGGAUAUCCCUAUCACGGUUACGAAAACGAAAGGACAAGUCAUCAUUUUCUCUGGAUAUACUACAUUGUCUUUACUUCAUGAGGAGAUGCAAAUCAUAACGUUAAUGAGUGUUUGUAACUCAACUACCGCUACCCACCUGUGUGUGGCUAGGAAAUUGGCGUCUGGUUAUCAUUUCUCUCUUAUAGAUUUUGCUGGGUUAUGGUUUUUUUACUUAUGUUUUUCUCUUUCUUUUCAACCGGACUUCAUCAUUGUCUAUCAAAAACGAUGCAAAAGUUCGAACAGCGAGGAGCGGUGCGAGAGCAAAGGUGAGCGUGAAAGCGAAAGCGAAAGCGAAAGCGAAAGGGGAAAGGGGGUUUCUAUGUAUAUGUCUAUAAUAGAAACGAGCGAAUACAUAUAUGAUCUUAGCUUUAUUGAUGGUGAUGGUGAUGGUGAAGAUAAAAGAUGAUUGAUAGAAUGACUU
Molecule: messenger RNA, 2613 nt
Organism: Sclerotinia trifoliorum
Lineage: Eukaryota; Fungi; Ascomycota; Leotiomycetes; Helotiales; Sclerotiniaceae
Source: the annotation of a GenBank genome assembly